Messenger RNA from Trichosurus vulpecula (common brushtail), 14341 nucleotides. It is a transcript of the gene ANK3, whose product is annotated as ankyrin 3. Gene Ontology annotation, molecular function: protein binding. The record is from RefSeq and is a predicted model, not a curated record. The transcript is spliced from 50 exons. NCBI's taxonomy places the organism in Eukaryota, Metazoa, Chordata, Mammalia, Diprotodontia, Phalangeridae. Bases 223 to 12837 code for a protein of 4204 amino acids. Gene Ontology annotation, biological process: signal transduction.
CUCUCCUAUCUUUGCCGCUUUGGUCGUUAAUGAAAGUCAGGCCAGCUAAUGCUUCAUUGCUGGUGGUGGAGGAGAGCAAUUUAAAAAAUAAAAGAAAAAGAAAAGGAAAGGAAAAAGAGAAAGCUUGACAUUUCCCAGAGCCGAUAGUAUUUUUAGCCGUGAUGCUGUGUCCAAAGUGUUAACUAAUUGAGUGAUCAGGUUUCAGAGUUGGCCACAGAAAGGAUGGCAGUGGAAGACUUUGAGAGCUUCCCAGAACAAUCUGAUGCAAAUGCCAGCUACCUAAGAGCUGCUCGAGCUGGGAAUUUGGAAAAGGCACUAGACUACAUCAAGAAUGGCGUAGACAUCAACAUCUGCAACCAGAAUGGGUUGAAUGCGCUCCAUCUUGCUUCCAAAGAAGGGCACGUGGAAGUCGUAUCUGAACUGAUACAUCGAGAUGCCAACGUGGAUGCAGCGACAAAGAAAGGAAACACAGCUUUACACAUAGCAUCUCUGGCGGGCCAGACAGAAGUAGUGAAAGUAUUAGCCACAAAUGGAGCCAACCUCAAUGCACAGUCUCAGAAUGGAUUUACCCCACUGUAUAUGGCAGCCCAGGAAAAUCACCUGGAAGUCGUCAAGUUUCUUCUGGAUAAUGGGGCAAGUCAGAGCCUGGCCACAGAGGAUGGAUUCACGCCCUUGGCGGUAGCUUUGCAACAAGGCCAUGACCAAGUGGUUUCUCUACUGCUGGAAAAUGACACAAAAGGGAAAGUCCGGCUUCCCGCACUUCAUAUAGCUGCCCGCAAAGAUGACACGAAAGCUGCUGCCCUGCUGCUGCAGAAUGACAGCAAUGCAGACGUGGAGUCCAAGAUGGUGGUGAAUAGGACAACCGAGAGUGGCUUCACCCCGCUCCACAUUGCUGCCCAUUAUGGAAAUAUCAACGUAGCCACGUUGCUGUUAAAUCGAGGUGCUGCUGUAGACUUCACUGCAAGGAAUGACAUCACGCCCUUACAUGUUGCAUCAAAACGAGGAAACGCCAACAUGGUGAAACUGCUGCUUGAUCGAGGAGCGAAGAUUGAUGCCAAAACAAGGGACGGGCUGACCCCGCUCCACUGUGGAGCAAGGAGUGGCCACGAGCAAGUCGUGGAGAUGCUCUUGGAUCGAGCUGCCCCCAUCCUCUCCAAAACCAAGAAUGGAUUGUCUCCAUUGCAUAUGGCGACCCAAGGGGAUCACUUAAACUGUGUCCAGCUUCUCCUCCAACAUAACGUGCCUGUUGAUGAUGUCACUAAUGACUACUUGACUGCCCUGCAUGUCGCUGCCCACUGUGGCCACUACAAAGUUGCCAAGAUUCUCUUGGACAAGAAAGCUAACCCUAAUGCCAAAGCAUUGAAUGGUUUUACACCCCUUCAUAUCGCCUGUAAGAAGAACCGGAUUAAAGUUAUGGAGCUUCUCCUGAAACAUGGUGCAUCCAUCCAAGCUGUAACUGAGUCGGGCCUUACACCAAUCCACGUGGCUGCUUUCAUGGGGCACGCGAAUAUCGUAUCUCAGCUCAUGCAUCACGGAGCAUCACCGAACACCACCAACGUGAGAGGAGAGACAGCUCUGCACAUGGCAGCCCGUGCUGGCCAGUCAGAAGUCGUGCGGUAUCUGGUCCAGAAUGGAGCCCAGGUAGAAGCUAAAGCAAAGGAUGACCAGACGCCGCUCCACAUUUCGGCUCGGCUGGGAAAGGCCGACAUAGUCCAGCAGCUUUUGCAACAAGGAGCCUCUCCAAACGCAGCCACCACUUCUGGGUACACUCCUUUACACCUUUCAGCACGAGAGGGACAUGAGGACGUUGCCUCCGUUCUUUUGGACAAUGGUGCAUCAUUAGCUAUAACGACAAAGAAAGGGUUCACCCCCCUUCACGUGGCUGCAAAAUACGGAAAGCUGGAAGUAGCCAACCUCUUGCUUCAGAAAAAUGCAUCUCCUGAUGCCGCAGGAAAGAGUGGUUUAACCCCACUGCAUGUAGCUGCCCACUAUGAUAACCAGAAAGUGGCCCUGCUUCUCCUGGACCAAGGAGCCUCGCCCCAUGCCGCUGCAAAGAACGGUUACACGCCACUGCACAUCGCGGCCAAAAAGAAUCAGAUGGACAUAGCCACCAGCCUGCUCGAGUAUGGCGCGGAUGCCAAUGCCGUCACCAGACAAGGGAUCUCUUCGGUGCAUCUGGCUGCCCAGGAGGGCCUCGUAGACAUGGUAUCCUUGCUUCUCUCCAGAAAUGCCAACGUGAAUCUUAGCAAUAAGAGUGGCCUGACACCGCUCCACCUGGCUGCACAAGAGGACAGAGUGAACGUGGCCGAGGUCCUUGUGAAUCAAGGAGCAGCCAUCGAUGCCCCAACCAAGAUGGGCUAUACACCACUACACGUGGGCUGCCACUAUGGGAACAUCAAGAUCGUUAACUUCCUGCUCCAGCACUUCGCAAAAGUUAACGCCAAAACGAAGAAUGGGUACACACCCCUCCACCAGGCAGCCCAGCAGGGCCACACCCACAUCAUCAACAUCUUACUGCAGAACAACGCCUCCCCCAAUGAGCUCACUGUGAAUGGAAACACAGCGCUGGCCAUUGCUAAGAGGCUUGGCUACAUCUCUGUGGUGGACACCCUGAAGGUGGUGACGGAAGAGACCACAACAACCAUCACCGUCACAGAGAAGCACAAAAUGAAUGUUCCAGAAACGAUGAAUGAAGUUCUCGAUAUGUCGGAUGAUGAAGUUCGUAAAGCCAAUACCCCUGAAAUGCUCAGUGAUGGCGAAUAUAUAUCAGAUGUUGAAGAAGGCGAAGACGCUAUGACAGGGGAUACAGACAAGUAUCUUGGGCCCCAAGAUCUCAAGGAGCUAGGAGAUGAUUCUCUGCCCGCGGAAGGAUACAUAGGCUUCAGCAUGGGAGCCCGCUCAGCCAGUCCUAAGAUCAGCCUCCGCUCCUUCAGUUCGGAUAGGUCUUACACACUGAACCGAAGCUCUUAUGCCCGAGACAGCAUGAUGAUUGAAGAAUUGCUGGUGCCAUCAAAGGAUCAGCAUCUGACAUUUACAAGGGAAUUCGAUUCCGAUUCUCUUAGGCAUUAUAGCUGGGCUGCAGACACCCUGGACAAUGUUAAUCUUGUCUCGAGCCCCAUCCACUCUGGCUGUUCCUCUCCACUUCCCCAGUAUGAUUCAAGGUUCCUGGUGAGUUUCAUGGUGGAUGCCCGAGGGGGCUCCAUGAGAGGAAGCCGCCAUCAUGGGAUGAGAAUCAUUAUUCCACCACGCAAGUGCACGGCACCCACUCGCAUCACUUGCCGACUGGUAAAGAGACAUAAGCUGGCCAACCCACCCCCCAUGGUGGAAGGAGAGGGAUUAGCCAGUAGACUGGUAGAAAUGGGGCCUGCGGGGGCACAAUUCUUAGGCCCAGUCAUAGUGGAAAUUCCUCACUUUGGAUCAAUGAGAGGGAAGGAAAGAGAACUCAUUGUUCUCCGGAGUGAAAAUGGUGAAACGUGGAAAGAACAUCAGUUUGACAGCAAAAAUGAAGAUUUAACUGAGUUACUUAAUGGCAUGGGUGAAGAGCUGGACAGCCCUGAAGAGUUGGGAAAGAAACGCAUCUGUAGGAUUAUCACGAAGGAUUUUCCCCAGUAUUUCGCGGUGGUCUCACGGAUCAAGCAGGAGAGCAACCAGAUCGGUCCAGAAGGGGGCAUCCUGAGCAGCACCACUGUACCCCUGGUUCAGGCAUCCUUUCCUGAGGGCGCUUUGACCAAAAGGAUCCGAGUGGGCCUCCAGGCCCAGCCUGUUCCAGAAGAAAUUGUGAAAAAAAUCCUCGGAAAUAAAGCAACGUUUAGUCCGAUUGUCACUGUGGAGCCAAGAAGAAGGAAAUUCCAUAAACCAAUAACGAUGACCAUUCCUGUGCCUCCCCCCUCAGGAGAAGGUGUAGCCAAUGGCUACAAAGGAGACACCACACCCAACCUGCGCCUGCUCUGUAGCAUUACAGGGGGAACAUCACCUGCACAGUGGGAAGACAUCACAGGAACCACGCCAUUGACAUUCAUAAAGGACUCUGUCUCUUUUACGACCAAUGUUUCAGCCAGGUUUUGGCUUGCGGAUUGCCAUCAAGUUUUGGAAACCGUCGGGUUAGCUACUCAGCUUUACAGGGAAUUAAUAUGUGUCCCGUACAUGGCCAAGUUUGUGGUUUUUGCCAAAAUGAACGAUCCUUUGGAAUCUUCCUUGCGUUGCUUCUGCAUGACAGAUGAUAAAGUGGAUAAAACUUUGGAGCAGCAAGAAAAUUUUGAGGAAGUGGCAAGAAGCAAAGAUAUUGAGGUCCUGGAAGGAAAGCCCAUUUAUGUUGAUUGUUAUGGGAAUCUGGCUCCCCUCACCAAAGGAGGACACCAAUUAGUCUUUAACUUCUAUGCUUUUAAAGAGAAUAGGCUGCCAUUUUCAGUCAAGAUCAGAGACACGAGCCAAGAGCCCUGUGGUCGAUUGUCGUUUCUGAAAGAACCAAAGACUACAAAAGGAUUGCCCCAAACAGCUGUUUGCAACUUAAAUAUCACCCUUCCAGCCCAUAAAAAGACUGAGAAAGCAGACCGUCGUCAGAGCUUUGCUUCUUUGGCCCUACGUAAGCGCUAUAGCUACUUGACUGAGCCUGGAAUGAAAACAGUUGAACGGAGUGCAGGAGCCACGAGAUCCCUACCCGUCACUUGCUCCUCAUACAAGCCAUUCUUUUCUACGAGACCCUAUCAGUCCUGGACAACAGCUCCAAUGACAGUGCCUGGACAAACCAAGUCAGGCUUGACUUCCUUGUCCAGUUCUUCUUCUAACACUCCAUCAGCUUCUCCAUUAAAGUCAAUAUGGUCUGUUUCUUCUCCUUCUCCAAUCAAAUCCACCUUAGGCGCUUCAACGACAUCUUCAGUUAAAUCUAUUAGCGAUGUGGCAUCGCCAAUUCGAUCCUUCCGGACAGUCUCUUCGCCAAUAAAAACAGUUGUUUCACAGCCCCCCUACAAUAUCCAAGUCUCUUCUGGGUCACUUGUUAGAGCUCCCACAAUAACUGAGUCUACGAUCUCUCCUUUAAAAGGGCUGGCAUCCAGUUCAACCUUUUCCUCUCGGACCUCUCCGGUGACCACAGCUGGCUCCCUUUUGGAGAGGUCAUCAAUUACCAUGACACCCCCAGCAUCCCCUAAGUCCAACAUUAAUAUGUAUUCUUCAGCCUUGCCCUUUAAAUCUAUCAUCACUUCCGCACCACCACUGGUCUCUUCCCCUUUAAAGUCUGUGGUGUCUCCUGCUAAAUCAGCAGUCGAUGCUAUUUCCUCCACCAAAGUGAUGGUGGCAUCCUCUCUCUCUUCUCCUGUGAAACAUAUGACUGGGCACGCAGAGGUAGCAUUAGUUAAUGGGUCUGUUUCACCUCUGAAGUAUCCAUCAUCUUCAGCUUUAAUUAAUGGAGCCAAAGCCUCAGCCACUGCCACACUACAAGAAAAAAUCUCCGCAGCCACAAACUCCAUUAGCUGCGGUGUUAGUGCAGCCACAGAUACAGUUGAGAAAGUGUUUUCUACCACAGCCGCCAUGCCAUUCUCCCCACUCAGGUCUUUUGUGUCUUCAGCGCCAUCUGCUUUUCAGUCUAUAAGAACUCCUUCCGUGAGUGCACUAUACACAUCCCUGGGGUCUUCGAUAUCAGCAACUACCUCAUCCGUAACUUCAUCAACAAUAACCGUGCCCGUAUACUCUGUAGUCAAUGUUUUGUCAGAACCAGCGCUGAAGAAGCUUCCAGACUCCACCUCGAUUACAAAAUCUGCAGCUGCUCUACUCUCACCCAUUAAAACAUUGACUUCAGAGACACGUCCUCAGCCCCACUUCAAUCGGGCAUCAUCCCCGAUUAAGUCAUCCUUGUUCCUUGCUCCCUCUGCUCUUAAACUGUCCACGCCAUCUUCUUUAUCUUCAAGUCAAGAGAUACUAAAAGAUGUAGCUGAGAUGAAGGAGGAUCUAAUUAGAAUGACCGCUAUCCUGCAGACAGAUGUGGCUGAGGAAAAACCGUUCCAACCAGAACCAACCAAAGAGGGGAGGAUCGAUGAUGAAGAACCUUUUAAGAUUGUUGAGAAAGUCAAGGAAGACUUAGUCAAAGUUAGUGAGAUACUUAAGAAGGAUGUGUGUGUAGAAAGCAAAGGGGCAUCCAUAGUUUCUAAAAAUGACAAAGGGCACUCCCCUGAAGACGACUGGACAGAGUUUAGUUCAGAAGAAAUAAAGGAAGCAAGACAGCAAGCUGCUCCAUGCCCUCUUGCAUCCACACCAGAAAAGGUCCAAAUAAAAGCAAAAACUAUGUCUGAAAAGGAUUACAACUUGACCAAAGUAAUUGAUUACCUUACAAAUGAUAUUGGGAGUAGCUCAUUAACAAACUUAAAGUACAAGCUUGAAGAUGCAAAGAAAGAUGGUGAAGAGAGGCAGAAAAGAAUUCUGAAGCCAGCGAUCGCUUUGCAGGAGCACAAACUUAAGAUGCCUCCCUCCUCCAUGAGGCCUUCCACCUCAGAAAAAGAAUUGUGCAAAAUUGCAGAUUCCUUCUAUGGAACUGAUACUAUUUUGGAAUCUCCUGAUGAUUUCUCUCAGCACGACCAAGAUAAAAGCCCUUUAUCAGAUAGUGGUUUUGAAACAAGAAGCGAGAAGACACCUUCCGCCCCACAGAGUGCAGAAAGUACGGGUCCCAAACCACUUUUCCAUGAAGUUCCCAUCCCCCCGGUCAUUACAGAAACAAGAACAGAAGUGGUUCAUGUGAUCCGUAGCUAUGAGCCCUCUUCAGGAGAGAUCGCCGAGGCCCAAGAACGGCCCCUGUCGCCUAAACCCUCACCACCCUUUAUGGAGCUGGAGCCAAAGCCAACCACUUCUAGUAUUAAAGAGAAAGUGAAAGUAUUUCAGAUGAAAGCCAAUGGAGAAGAGGAAGACCGUAACCGGGCCACGGGCAAAGGUGUCCGUGUUAAAGAAGAAACUCACAUAACCACUACCACUCGGAUGGUGUACCAUUCACCGCCGGGUAGCGAAGGCAACUCAGAAAGAAUUGAAGAAACCAUGUCUGUCCAUGACAUCAUGAAAGCCUUUCAGUCUGGGCGAGACCCAUCCAAAGAACUGGCAGGUCUGUUUGAGCAUAAGUCUGCCGUGUCACCAGAUGUGCACAAGUCUGCUGCUGAGAGCCCACCCCAGCAUGCAGAGAGGGACAGCCCAAUGAAACCCAAACUGGAGCGUAUAAUAGAAGUCCACAUCGAAAAAGGUAACCAAGCCGAACCCACUGAAGUCAUUAUUAGAGAGACCAAAAAGCAUCCAGAAAAGGAAAUGUUUGUGUAUCAGAAAGACUUAUCUCGGGGCGAUAUUAACCUAAAAGAUUUUCUGCCUGAGAAACAUGAGGCUUUUCCUGGUUCAGAGGAGCAGGGUCCACCAGAGGAAGAAGAGCUAACCGCAGAGGAGUCCCUGCCUUCGUACCUGGAGUCUUCGAGAGUAAACACUCCCGUGUCCCAGGAAGAAGACAGCCGCCCUAGUUCUGCCCAACUCAUGUCUGAUGACUCUUACAAAACGUUGAAGCUUUUGAGUCAGCACUCAAUAGAAUACCAUGAUGAUGAGUUGUCAGAACUAAGAGGGGAGUCUUACAGGUUUGCUGAGAAAAUGCUUCUCUCAGAAAAGAUAGAUGUGUCUCAUUCUGAUACUGAGGAGUCGGUUACAGACCAUGCUGUACCCCUUAGUAUGGAGUUACAGGGGUCUGAUAAGCGAUCCAGGGACAAAAUAGCCCCUGCCCCUAAAAGAGAGAUUCUCUCCAAAAUCUAUAAAGAUGUUUCAGAAAAUGGUCUAGGUAAAAUGUCCAAAGAUGAGCAUUUUGAUAAAGUGACAGUGUUGCACUACUCUGGAGAUGUUAGUAGCCCAAAACAUGCCAUGUGGAUGCGAUUUACUGAGGACAGAUUAGACAGAGGUAGAGAAAAGUUGCUAUAUGAAGACAGGGUGGACAGGACCGUUAAGGAGGCAGAAGAGAAACUGACGGAAGUGUCCCAGUUUUUUCGUGACAAAACAGAAAAGUUGAAUGAUGAGCUGCAGUCUCCUGAGAAAAAGGCCCGCCCCCAGAAUGUCAAGGAUGCCCCUUCUUCCCAAAGCUCAGCCAGCAGCAGCCCUGAGAAGUUACCGCUGACUGAGUCGUUGACAUCCAGCGAUGACUGGAGUAAAGUGAGACAGCAUGGGCGUGAUGGGAAGGGUUUGCCUAAGGCUGAGGAGAGAAAAGCCGCCAGUCUGCCCAGCAGUCCCGAGCGGAAGCUACCGUCCAAACAGACUGAGGACUGCACACUGCCAGGGGAACCCAGAGGAGGUAUUUCACAGAGCAAAGCUUCUGAAGCCGGCUUCCAGCUCAAACAAUCCAAACUCAGUUCCAUCCGGUUAAAAUUUGAACAGAGCAUCCACCCAAAAAGUAAAGAUGGAUCUCAAGAAGAAAAAAAGCUGGAUGGCCCAUCCAAAAUUCCAAUUAAAAAAAUACAGGAGAGCAAGCUACCUGUUCACCAAGUAUAUGGUAGAGAAAAGGCGCAGAAGGCAGUAGGUCCUGCAGAUGCAUGUGCAUCUUUGCAAAGGGAACUACCACUAAUGAAAGGCGAGCAGACCCAGAACGGUGAAGUGGUUGUAGAUGAAGCUGGUUCUGCUGAUGUUGAGAAACUGAGAACUGAAAUAUCAAGUAAAUCAGAACGUUAUUCUGAGCAGCAGUCAAAAGACUUGGCAUAUAGUAUGAGCUCAGACUUGGCAACUAAGGGACCAUGGGACAAAAAGAUUUUUAGAACAUGGGAAAGUCCAGGGGCUACUAACCAUAAGGCACAGAAAGAAAAACUCUCUCAUGUACUUGUUCAUGACGUACAAGAAAAUCACGUUGACCACACAGAGAAUCAGGGUCUUGAGCCAAAGAGCGAUUUGAUCUCUGUGUCGGAGAGAGAACACCAAUUGUUAACAAAUGGAGCUCACUCCGAAAUUAAGGAAGUGACUGUAAAAUCUCCAUCCAAAAAGGUUUUGUAUAGGGAGUUUGUGGUUAAAGAAGGGGGGCGCACCACCGAGACUGGUGACCAAGCACCCCAGAAAAGCGAAGGCACGGCCACGUCACACAUCCCAGUCCGAAUUGCUGAGGAGAGGAAAAUGUUAUCAUCCUCUGCCAUUCCCGAUGGUUAUUGUGACCAGUCCAAAUUUCCCCAAUAUGAACUGUCCCCCAAAUCACCCCAGUCCAGUUUGAGUAAAGAGACAUUCGAGACCCAUCAGCUCAAUUCUGUAGAAGAGGAAAAGGUCACUUAUUCUGAGAUCAGCAAAAUCUCCAAGCAUCAGAGUUAUGUAGGGUUGUGUCCUCCCCUGGAGGAAACUGAGACCUCCCCUACCAAAUCUCCUGAUUCCUUAGAAUUUAGCCCAGGCAAGGAGUCUCCCUCCAGUGAUUUAUUUGACCACAGUCCUAUGGAUGGAUUGGAAAAGGCUGCACCAUUAGCAGAGACAGAGGGAGGCAAGGAGAUAAAGACUUUGCCCGUUUAUGUUAGUUUUGUCCAGGUAGGAAAACAAUACGAAAAGGAAAUACAGCAAGGAAGUGUAAAGAGAAUAGUGAGUCAGGAAUGUAAGACAGUCCAAGAGACCAGGGGGACAUUCUUUACCACCAGACAGCAGAAACAGCCCCCUUCUCCCCAGGGGAGCCCAGAAGAUGACACUCUAGAGCAAGUGUCCUUCUUAGACAGUUCUGGGAAAAGCCCUUUAACCCCAGAAACACCCAGCUCAGAGGAAGUGAGUUAUGAAUUUACUUCUAAGACACCCGACUCACUUAUAGCUUAUAUACCAGGCAAACCCAGCCCAAUCCCUGAGGUUUCUGAGGAGUCAGAGGAGGAGGAGCAGGUUAAGUCUGUUUCAUUAAAACAAAUGGCAGCCAUUGACCUAGAAAUGUCUAGUACUUUGAACAAAGACUCUCCCAAAAGAUCUAAAGGCAACAGAGUUGCCUAUAUUGAGUUUCCACCUCCCCCGCCAUUGGAUGCAGACCAGGUGGAGCCAGAUAAGAAGUCCUCUUACUCCCCCGAGAAGGAGGUAGAAAUGACGGAGGUCAGUCUACAGGAUGAGCAUGACAAAUACCAGCUGGCCGAGCCCGUCAUCCGAGUGCAGCCCCCCUCUCCGGUUCCUCCCGGGGCAGAUAUAAGUGACUCCAGUGAUGAUGAAUCAAUCUACCAACCAGUCCCCAUCAAAAAGUACACUUUCAAACUAAAGGAUAUGGAAGAUGAUCAGAAAGAGGGUCCCAAGUCCAAAAGUUCUGAAAAGAUACCCACCCUGAAAGAGUCAGGAAGUAAUGGCCCUAGAAAGGAAAACGAACUUGACAUUGGCCUUGAUUCGCCACAGAACGAAGUAGCACAGAAUGGGAAUAAUGACCAGUCCAUCACCGAGUGUUCCAUCGCCACCACGGCAGAAUUCUCUCAUGACACAGAUGCAACCGAAAUCGACUCUCUCGAUGGCUACGAUCUGCAAGAUGAAGAUGACGGGCUCACAGAGAGUGAUUCUAAGCUCCCAAGUCAAACCAUUGACCUCAAAAAAGAUGUGUGGAAUACAGAGGGUAUUUUAAAGCCAGCCGACCGUUCUUUUAGUCAAAGUAAGCUUGAAGUGAUUGAAGAGGAGGAGGGCAAGGUAGGGCCUGAGGAAGAAAAACCACUCUGCAAAGGCUCAGCAUCAGAAAAGACUCCUGAUAAAACUGAGCAGAAGUCAGGGACCCAGUUUUUCACAUUGGAAGGCAGACAUCCCGAUAGAUCUGUGUUUCCAGACACCUAUUUCAGCUACAAGGUAGAUGAAGAAUUUGCAACCCCUUUCAAGACAGUAGCCACCAAAAGUCUAGAUUUUGAUCCUUGGUCUAAUAACCGAGGUGAUGAUGAAGUGUUUGAGACAAAAUCGAGGGAAGAUGAAUCAAAGCCAUUUGGUCUAGCGGUAGAAGACCGUUCUCAAGCCACGACCCCAGAUACCACCCCAGCCAGAACGCCAACUGAUGAAAGUACCCCAACUAGUGAACCCAACCCCUUCCCAUUUCACGAAGGAAAGAUGUUUGAGAUGACUCGCAGUGGCGCAAUUGACAUGAGCAAGAGGGAUUUUGUUGAAGAGAGGCUCCAAUUUUUCCAGAUUGGUCCACAAAGUCCAUGCGAACGGACAGAUAUCAGGAUGGCCAUUGUGGCUGAUCAUCUGGGGCUCAGCUGGACAGAACUGGCGAGAGAGCUGAAUUUUUCCGUGGAUGAAAUCAACCAAAUCCGUGUAGAAAAUCCAAAUUCUUUAAUUGCUCAGAGCUUCAUGUUAUUAAAAAAAUGGGUUACCCGAGAUGGAAAAAAUGCGACAACUGAUGCCUUAACUUCUGUCUUGACAAAAAUUAACCGAAUAGAUAUAGUGACCUUGCUGGAAGGACCAAUAUUUGAUUAUGGAAAUAUUUCCGGCACCAGGAGCUUUGCAGAAGAAAAUAAUGUUUUUCAUGAUCCCGUUGAUGGUUAUCCUUCCCUUCAAGUGGAACUGGAAACCCCCAGUGGGUUGCACUACCCUCCACCCACCCCUUUCCAGCAAGAUGAUUAUUUUAGUGAUCUCUCUAGCAUAGAGUCACCCCUUAGAACUCCCAGUAGACUGAGUGACGGGCUAGUAACUUCCCAGGGAAAUGUAGAUGGCACGGCAGAAGGACCUCCAGUUGUAACUGCAGAAGACACUUCAUUGGAAGACAGCAGGCUGGACUUCUCGGCGCCUCGCCAAGUUGUUCCUGGAGGUGUGGAUGUAGAGGGGAGCCAGCUGGAGGAUGUUUGUCUGAGCGAGUAUCCUCACCACCUCGGAAGCUUGGCCAGGGUCCACAAAGAUGUUGAGCUCUCAAAGGAAAUAGAAAAGACUAGCAAAGUAGGAAUGAGCCUUAAGCAGCAAGAGAGAGGAAACUCUGGUCCUGAGGAGGAGAUGACGAAAGAAAAAUUGAAGUCUCUGUUUGAGGACAUUCAGCUGGAAGAAGGAAUGGAGUCUGAGGAGAUGACAGAAGAAAAAGUUCGGGUUCUGCUCAGAGGGGUAGAGCAAGUCGAACGGGAAAUGUAUUCAAUUACAGGUUGGCAGAACGAGGCCUCCACGGGCAGCCACGAACCGCCGAUGCCAGGUCGUAGGAUAGCUGGUGGGUUACUCGAUCGACUGGAUGACAGCCCCGACCAAUGUAGGGAUUCUAUUACCUCAUAUCUCAAAGGAGAAACUGGCAAAUUUGAAGCCAAUGGCAGCCACCCCGAAGCCUUUCUCGAAACCACGGCCAAGUCUCACAUCCAAGAAUCACAGAACGACAUCGGAAAGCCAAGGGACAAGGAGCCUCUGAAACCAAAAACCCCAGGUUCUGGCCGUAGCGAUGGGCCAGCAGCCUACCAGAAAUCUGUGGAAGAAACUAGCAAGCAUUUAGCAGAUGAGAUCAAAACCUCUGUGCCUGUCAGUGUGAAAAAGAUGAAUAGGACUUCUCCCGGGGAUGCAAAGCCACGGCUAAACCUCCAUGAGGAAGAGGGAGCUGUCGUGUCUGAGCACAAGGUUAAAAGUCCAGGUGUGGCUCUUACAUGGAUCGCUGCCUGCUGUUACCAGGACGAUAAAGGGAGCGAGAGUAACUCAAGCUCAGAGGAAGAACGGAGGGUCACUACCAGAAUUAUCCGCCGACGUUUGAUUAUAAAGGGAGAGGAAGCAAAAAACAUUCCUGGUGAGUCUGUUACAGAAGAACAGUUUACUGACGAAGAAGGCGCCAUCAUCACGAGAAAAAUCACGCGGAAGGUAGUAAGACGUAUCGCUUUACCACAAGAGUCGCCAUUUGGUGAAAUGCAGGGAGAAGGUUAUAAGGUGAAGACAAAGAAAGAAAUCCGCCCUGUAGAAAAGAAGAGCCACUCAUAACGGCAGGACAGGAACGGAAUAUAUGCUUUUACUGCCAGUAUUCAAGAGAGAGAGUCUUGGAAGAAAAAUCAACAGGAAUUGGAAAUCCACCCAGGAGAAUGUCUGUGUGCGUGAAUGUAUGUGUGUGUGUGCACGCGUGUUUGCUGCUUCCACACAUUAACCGCAUGGUUUUUAUGCAAAAAAAAAAAAAAGAGAGAGAGAGAGAGAAAAGAAAGGGAAAAAAAAGGAAAGAAAAGACACGCCCCACGCAUUUUAAUUUCGCAUGAGCAUGGAAAUCCCCUCUCAUUCCCGGGAUCUGAGAGCGCACCAUUCGUGACGCAGCACACACACAAGACGCUGACCACACUCUUACCAGCUUCGUUUAAUAUCAUCACAGAAGACUGCAAUUCCUGUGGCCAGAUGGAAUAGAAGACAAGAUGACAGAAGUGAUUGACACUCAGAUGGCUAAAUCCACAGCAGUUCGCCUUAUUUGUCUUGGACCCAAACUGUCAGGGCAUAAACACUGUUUGUUUCUUUUUUAAAACAUCGGUAGUUUUGCUGUAAAUAAAUAACACUGUAUAAAUUCUAACAGAAAAUAGAAUAAAUAUGGAUAAGGCACUGCCUCUUAGGACACAGAUGAAAUAUCACAAAUGCAUUUAACAGACUAGGUGGUCCGGGGGGCUUCACCUAUGGGGGAGACUUGGGGCCGGGGAUGGGAGGGAGUGGGGAUCUUCACUGAUUCUUGUAUAUUAGCAAUUAUAAUGUUUGUAUAUGCAAAACUGCUAGCUUGAUUUUAAAAAAAUCUUUAAAAUCUGCUGCAAAUUUAAAUGAUUCCCAAAAUGAGGAAUUCUGUAGUUCUGUGAAAAUUUUUCUGCAGAGUACUAAUAUUUUGAUGCAUGUGUAUCACCUUAUUUUGAUUAAAAUCUUUUCCAAUUUUGCAAACACUACAGUAUACCGCGACACGAAAGAGGAGAUUUUAUCUGUAAACAUAACGCCCUUCAUCUAAUAUUUGUUGCUGUUGCCAAUUUUUCAAUGAAACCAUCUAAAAAAAGGAACAAAAAAAAGAGACUACCAUAGUUGCUUUUGGGGGAGGGGGGUGCUAACUGUUAACUGCUUACAAAGUGGGGUUAAUGCUUGCAGCUUUAGAGAGGGGUUGGUGCUCAAUAGAGGCACAAGUUUUGGUAUUUAAAGAAAAUGAACUGAACAGAAAAUAUUAGCUUAUAGACUGGCAGCACGCUGUAAAAUUAUUACCGUCUUGUGUACUGGCGCUCAGAUGUAGAAUCUUCCAGCAAGCCAAUCAUCUGUAACCAUUCUAGCACUGUAAUAUUAGGUUCUUAAGGCUGCUGUGUUUUAAGGGGCAUUUUUAUUUGGGUUUUGGUGAAAUACUUUAAUUUGUUGAUUAUAUUCAUAUCAAAACAGCAUUCAUUGACAAAUAGCUAUAAUGACAUAUGUAUGAAAAAAACCACUGGAUGACCUAGUUAAUUAUUUAAGCAUAAAAAUAAAUUGUGUUAAAACUCUUCACUGA